CAACCGUUCACAUUGUUGUUUCCCUCGCUCACAAAAUGGCGAUUUUUGCUCUUUGGCUUCGGCUUUGGCUUUGUUCAUCAUCAUCUUCAUCAUCGGACAAGAUCACGUAGCAACAAAGGUGCUACCUUCCAAAUAUACAGCAAAAGCCAGACCAUGUCGAGACCUCUUCGGCAGAUAUUUGGCUUGGUAGUAGCACUGGGGACCGUCAAUGUUGGUAACGUGGCUUAUGCUCAGAGUAGUGCUGCUGGGGUAUCAGAGGUACAAACCACCAUACAAUCCGUAGCAGGCGCUCUUGCUGAGUUGCCUGUUGCAUCAAGCGAAAUACCAAAAGAUGCAACGAAAACAGGGGAACCUCCAAGCUCUAGUCCAACCGUAGAAGAUGUUGAAACAGGAAGACCGAGUGCAUCACCAACCGACAUGUCCUCGUCCCCAAGUCCUGCCAUACAAGAGACUAUCGUCAGUGCCGAAAAGGAUGUUUCUUCGCCUUUUACCAGCUUUCAUGCCAAUUUACCAACAUUAAGUCCAACCUCGUCUGUCCCAAUCAAGCUACCCAAAGGGAACAAUGAAACUUCAACAACCAGUUCUCCCCCAUCGAAUCUGCCAUCGCAUCUGCCAUCGUCUCUACCAUCGUCUCUGCCAUCGUCUCUGCCAUCGUCUCUGCCAUCUGAUGCACCUUCGCAGCCACCCUCAUCUGAACCUACUGGAACUCCUGCCACUGAGAACCCAACCAAAGGACCAUCAAAUGAGCCUACAGUCUCUCCAAGUAUUGCUCCCACUUCAUCACCGACAAUGUCUCCUUCGCACCAACCAUCAGUCAUGCCCAAUACUACUUCAUCAGGAACAGAUUCGCCUCCUAGAGAAGACAAUAUGAAUACAGAGACCCAAGUACCAACUCCCACUCCGUCCGCACAGCUAUACCCUUCCACAGAACCAACCUAUGGAGAACCUUCGGCACCUUCUUCAGUUUAUGUUCUAGUAGGUGGAACGAUGGAAUAUGAGACAAAUGUUUCCAUCGUUAUUGGAGGCAUUUCAUCGUCGUUGGAUCCUACCUCGUUGCUUGUGAUUGAAAACGUAUUGGUACAGUUUCUUUCGGACGAAAUCAGCAUCAUCGAAGAUGUACCAAUCUUCUUUCUAAAGACUAUCAUUACAAGCCAAUCGCAACUUGGAAACGACGAAGAGAACCCAAAAACUCUUCUAGACGUGCAGGUUCAUGCAAUUUCUGUUGGUGAUGUCAUUAUUGAGGAGAGUGCUUUGCGUGACUAUAUCAAGCAAAGCCUGGAAGACAAUCGAGGGAACCUCCAGAAUCACCUGGUUGGUGCCCUGAGCUCCUAUUCUACGGGUUCCGAGUCAGGCGAGAAUGGCAAUAACCAUCAGAAUAGUAAUGCCAAUGAUCGCAACAUGGCAAUCCUAAUUGCAAUCCUUUGUGUGAGCGUGGGGACAGUAUUGGCGGCGACUGCUUAUUGUCUAGUCCUGGCUCGACGACAACGACUAAGUCCGGAUGAACUGGAUUUGGAGAAAAACUCAAGUCAAGACAAGGAGCUAAACAUGGUCAUGGAUAUUACCAAGUCUAUCACAGGAUUCUCCCAUAGGCUCGUUGGCCGAACCUCCUCCACUGCGGACGCUUCAGUCUGUAUCGCAAGUGUCGCAAAGAGUACAGACAGUAGCAAAAGUUCGAGCCAACUUCGAUCAGCAGGGUCAGACGUUGAAUCAAAGAACCCAUCAAUGCCAGGUUUUUCCCUCUCUCAGGUUGGUCGGCAAGCCCAACCUCCCGAACCCACAGACAUUGCGGAGAACGUGGAGCUCGUAGAAAUCAUGGAUGGUUCCGUCUCGGCGAAGAUUGCGGCAAUCACGGGCGGGAGUGAAAGUAAUGUUCAAACCGCCGAGAUGCUCGGUCGCCACAAGUAUGACGAUACUGGCAGUAAACGCUCACUGAACAAGUUUGCAAAUAUGGUCAGGGUUUCCUCGUUCUCUUCCGGCCUCAAGAGUAUUCCCUCUCUCAGUUCAAUUGGCACCGGUAACAAUUCAGCAACAGACAAAGCUACCGUCUUGAAAGACCUCGCGCGUUCAGAAGCGCAGCAGACCAAAAGCAAAACUCCGCCUCGGUGGCAUGCAUUAGGCCUACCUCGCAACAACCGUUCCAUUGGACUGGUCAUCUGGAACAAAAAGCAGAUUUCGGAUGAUGCGGACCAAACAAACCUUUCCAGCGACGUCAUGGAAUCAUACAUUAACCAUCAGCCGCCAGUGACAGCUUCGGAUUUUGCGAAGGAAGAGGUAUCCGAUGCCAGUCAGCAUUGCUCCGAUGACAUCUCACAAUUUUCCUCAAUGAGCAGCAGCCCAACCAGUGAUUCGUCCUCGACCACCACCGAUCGAAGUACCGACCAUGAAGGAAGAAGGCACGGUCGACAAAGUCGCCAUGUUCGAAAACAUUCGCACGGCACCGCUGCCUACAUUUCAUCAGAGAGUGACGUCGGCAUCUCAAGCAGCUACUCUUCCUACGAAAGCGGCGAUUCCUUCAUGAGUGACGCAGGCUCUCCAAGGAUGCAAAAUCCAUCCUUCCUCCUUAAACUGCAGGGAACCGGUACUGGUUCGACGGCUGCCAUUUCACGUGUCACAGAGGGGUCCUCCGCUGUCAUUUCGCGCGUAUCAGGAGCCAUUGCUGCAUCGCCAUCGGCCUCUGCAUCCUUUGUCCGGAAAAUGACACUGUCCGCCAGCCACGGGAUCGAACAAAUGAAAUCAUCCGCUAGCAUUUCGAUCGCCAGCGGCAUCGAAGCCCCACCAUUUCAGUCGACAUCGGAAACAAUUGGCGACGGCAUUGCAAGCAUCUUUGGGCAGUUUCCAAACUACUCGGAAGAACAGCGCCUCUUUGAAAAUGGCCCAGUCAAUCAGCGGCCAAGGCCAACCGUGCGCAAAAUCGAACACCAGCAAAUUGUGCCCCGUCAGGUGGAGAGACGAAAGAUGGUUCCACCACCACGAAGAUUGAGCGAAAGAAUGGGUCCAGAAACCCGCAAGAGGGAAUCACGCCGCUUCGAGGCUUAAGAAGCAAGUCGUGACACCUUCAAUUUCAUUCAACCGCCACCACCCUCUACCCAAUUCAAUCACUUCAUAGCACUUUACUCAUUAUUUAUUUCAUCUCUUUCCCUUUGGCGCAAACUCAAGGAGACGGACGACAUUCUGCUUGCCAUGGAUUCUGCUCUUUAGAAAUUUGUUAAAACCAUUCUGUAACCCCAUUUUAUCC
Seminavis robusta is the source of this 3235-nucleotide messenger RNA. The record is from the annotation of a GenBank genome assembly. NCBI's taxonomy places the organism in Eukaryota, Bacillariophyta, Bacillariophyceae, Naviculales, Naviculaceae.